Molecule: messenger RNA, 1715 nt
Organism: Folsomia candida
Lineage: Eukaryota; Metazoa; Arthropoda; Collembola; Entomobryomorpha; Isotomidae
Exons: 6
Coding region: 107-1021 (304 amino acids)
Source: RefSeq, a predicted model, not a curated record
CACUUCACGAUCUCUGCUCUCUUCUCACAUCCGCUGAUCAGAUUUCACUUCGGAAAUCGAGACGUCAAAAUCCUACUCAUUUAUCAGUCAGACCUUCCCUGAAAAAAUGUUCCGCGAUAAGUUGGGUCAACUCCAAGUCCACGUCUGCCUGGGAGUCGUCCUGGUCACUCUGCUCCUCCAUGUGGCCACUGCACAGCCCUUGGUGAAUGGUGGUGGCUCGAAAGGAGGAGAAGAACCGGCAACAGGUGACGACAACCGUAAAUCCAUCGCAAAUAUGAAUCCGAAUUCGAGAGUUUCCGGCCCAGAGAAAUUUGAGACGCUGGCCACCGGUGGUCGUGGCACUUUUCCUUGUUACAAGAAGAACAUUGGGGAACAUGUGACCAUCGACAAACUGAGGUCACGCCGAAGUCCGAAAUCCUCAUCACUUCCGUCUCACCCGCAACCACCAUCCGCCGAGUUGCAAACCAUCAUGUCCGGCAAUUGGCAAGCGAUGGAUCCUGAGUCCCUCUUCAAACUCUUGAACACGCUCGCCUCCUCGAAGGAAACCUUGCCCGAGGACUUUUACCCCUUCGACGAUGACGAAGACGACGACCCGAUCGACCUCGUCUACUCGGGAACACCGCCGCUCCUCUCGGCCCCCUCCUCCAAGAGCGUCUCAUCCUCCCCCUUCAGAGGGGCCGCUGCUGCCAACCCACCCCCACUCGCGGAACCAAUUACCCUCAUGCGCUCCAACUUGGGUGGUGCAAACAAGGUGUACAAGUUCAUGGACGAUGAGGACGAGGCAGACGACGCCCAGCCGUUGCAAAUGCACCGGAUGGUGAGCAAGACGAAGAAGCACUUUCCCAUGUACAAGCGAGCCUACAUGCCUCGCAACCUGUGGCCACAAAGGGACCUGGUGCAGCUGCCGAAUGGCGAGAUAGCUUUCACCCCCCACGGGAUGCGCGUCCUCCGGUACCACCAGCCCAUGCCGCUCCCUCUCGUCGACGCCGACCUCCCCCUCGUCCGCAGACCCGUCCUCUAAACAGGCACAUGUACAAUUACACACACACGAAAUGAUGAUUAUUAUAUGUAUAAUGCGGAUGAUUAUGCGUUGGUGCUCUCUAAACUGUCUCCCACACCCACCCACCUCCACCCAUUUAGAACUUGUGCAUGGCCGCUAGCAUUUCAUGUCUAAUCGGGUGAAGAUUUGACAAAUUUGGCAUUGCAUGCGGAACAAAAACUUGACCAUUUUAGGAUAUCGGAUGACGACUUAUGUAAUCAUAAUCUCAAAAAUCACACGACUCUUAUCUUCGGGAAUUAAAUUGAUGUACAACUUACUCACUUAUUAUUUUAUACCCUGAUAAACUUGAUGAAAUUAAUGCUCGACGUAUGUAAUAUUAGUGUCGUAUUAUUUUCACUUGUCAAAAUAAGUAAAUGACGCCCAUCCAGUUAUUGAUGGCAAUUAAGCGUCGACACGACCCUUCGUACAUACAUAUGCAGUCUCACUAAUUCAUACUUAAUUAAAUAUUAUUAUGCACGUUGUUACUCUUUACCAAAUAAUAAAAUUAUAAUAAUGCAAAUAUAUCUAAAUAUUCUAUGAGAAAGCACCGACCAGGACACGAAAUGGGGAGAAGUAAGAAAGGUUCACUUUCUUCAAAAAACAGCGACAACCUGUAAUAGCAAUCAACUAGUCGAUCAAAUAAACGUAUAUGAUGAUCAUAGUGUUAAAAUUAUGA